AUGCACGCUCUCAGGGCCUGCCUCCUCUCAGGUCUAUGCAUAGCCGCGGCCUCGGCGAAAUACCUCGUGAGCUACAACGCCAGCGCCGGCGACGACCCAAGCGUCCUCGGGCAGCUCAACCUCGGCGGCCGGGAACGCGCCGACUGGCCCAGCGGGCAGGGCCAGAACAGCUCCGUCUACUUCAAGACGGCGACGGACCCGGACGGCGUCCAAGCCGCGCACGUCCACAAGAACACGGACUUCACGCGCGCCGAGUACCACAUGCUGAAGGACGAGAUCGCCGCCGAUACGACGUAUUACAUCGGGUACAAGGUCCGCUAUGACUCGGUGGAUUAUCAGACGUUCGUGUGGCAGUGGAAGAACUACGACUCGGCGACUGUGGGUGUUGAUAAUGUGCCUGCGGUCUUGACGUUUGCGAAGGAUGCUGAUGAUUCGAACUAUCAUACCAUCACCCUGAAGGCCAACCCCAGCGCCAAAGACGGCGGCGCCACCGUCGUCUGGUCCAAGGCGCUCACCAUGGGCCGGACAUACGCCUUCGGGCUCGUCGUCAACACAUCGCAGACCGGCGGCUUCCUGCAGCUGUACUUCGACGGCGCGCUCGCGACGCUGACGGACGCGUCCGGGACCAAGACGCAGAAGCUCGCGGGCAACUUCUUCCCCGGCGGGAGCGGGGCGAGCUCGAGCCCCAAGGUUGGGUUGUACGGAAGUGGUAUCGGCAAGGCGUGUAGCCUAGCCUUUGCGAAGAACGGUGCUCAAGAGCUUCUGGUUGCCGACCUUAAUGUCGAAGCAGACAAGAAGACUGUGACUGAAGCAACCGCUGUCGCUACCAACCCCAACUUCAUUGCUGAGGCCUUUGAGCUUGAUGUCACUCUCGAGGAGUCGGUAGAAGCUGCCGUUGGAUAUGCGACGACGUUCCUGGGCCGCAUUGAUUAUUGCGUCCAUUCUGCGGGGGUACCAGGAGGAACAUUCGAUCCUAUCGCAGAGACCAGUUUCGCCGACUUCAAGCGACUGCUCGAGGUCAACGUUCAGGGAACCUUUCUGGUGACCCGUCUUGUAUCAGCAGCGAUGAAGUCCCAGGGCCCCAAACAAGUCGAUGUCAGCAACCCCAAGCGUAGCGUCAGCCGGGGCACGAUUGUCAUCAUGGCUUCGGUGUCGUAUGUCAUUUCCGUGCCCAGCAUGGUGCAGUAUACGACUUCGAAGCAUUGCUAUCCUCGGAAGCACAAAGACUGCAGGCUCAUCAGCUUUGAUCCUGCAGCUAUCGACAAUGUCCCCAACAACAUCCGCGUGAACUGUGUCUGCCCUUCUUGGACGGAUACACCCAUGACUCAAACCGCGAUGGAGUUGUCCCAGGGCUCGAACAGACAAUGCUGGCUGGAGUUCUGA
This is a messenger RNA of Anthostomella pinea, 1383 nucleotides long. The record is from the annotation of a GenBank genome assembly. Lineage: Eukaryota; Fungi; Ascomycota; Sordariomycetes; Xylariales; Xylariaceae.